Molecule: messenger RNA, 4321 nt
Organism: Trichoderma virens Gv29-8
Lineage: Eukaryota; Fungi; Ascomycota; Sordariomycetes; Hypocreales; Hypocreaceae
Exons: 3
Coding region: 1-3738 (1245 amino acids)
Biological process (GO): intracellular signal transduction
Molecular function (GO): guanyl-nucleotide exchange factor activity
Source: RefSeq, a predicted model, not a curated record
AUGGCCGACUAUCAAUACAACUCACGGGCUCCUCCUGGCCAACGCCAGCGGGGUUAUCCCGAUCAGAAUGGUAACUACCAACGAGAUGCCGCGUUCUCAAACAUCUUUGGUGCUGCCCCCCCUCCUGGGAGGUCCCAAACCAUGACAUCGUCCUCCGUCCCACCAAUGCUUGACCAAGGCAGGACACAUACGAUGUCGUCUGCCUCUGGCAUGCGCCAACCGCCUCCUCGCCCCGGCCAGGGAUACUAUGAUGAUCGUGGGCAGCAACCACCGAGACCUCGACCGGCCGAUAAUUACAUGGCAAACGGCCAUUAUCCGGGUCAACGCUCUGCUUCUGCUUCUGGUGGGCCUCAAGCUCACUCGUCUCAAGGACAAUAUCUGCAACAGCAACAGCAGCAAGCAAGGCGCCCAUACCCGGGGCCCCCAAGCGCGGCGCCUCCACGGUUUGAUUCUCGUGGCCCGCCGUUGCCAUCUGGUGGCCCCAGGGGUCCAGUUCAGAGACAUUACCCAGGAGGAGGACCAGGUCCUGCGUUGAAUAGUGACCCAUACCGAUCGCAGUCUUUGGCUUCAAUGCCUCGCCCACAGAUGUAUCCCCCAGCGCAAAAUUCUUACCAGCAAUCGUCCGCAAACCAUUUUCGACAAGCACCCUAUACGCAGCAUGCUGCCCAGUCGAGGACGACCGCUCAGGGCCGGGUGGUGCCAGAUCGUCACGAGGAUCGCUCAAUGUCCUUGACUGGAGUCUACCAUCCUCAAGAUCGCGAUGGCCAACAAACUAUGAGCGGGCGAGUUAUUCCCAAUCGGCGGGCACCCACUGAGCUCAACUCAGGGGCCGGAUAUCCGGUUCAAAACAGCGGCUACCCCCCUAUGCCAGGUUCUCAGACGCGGACAGCAAGCAUGGCCUCUUCAACUAGUGGUGCGGAUCAUGGAAGGACUUUCUCCAUGGCCUCUGUGGCUUCGACAAUAGCUCCAUCCGAAUCUGACUCGGCCACACUUGUGCAAAGACCGUCCAGGAGCAAGUCAAUUGAGAGCGAGCGCCCGACGACUGCCACAACGAAAAUCCGCCCUCCGCUUGUAUACCCAGCUCUGCUUUCACGAGUGGCCGAGUGCUUCCGGCAGAAGAUUAUCGUGGGCGACAGGACGAAGAACGAACUCACGUACAAGAAUGCCUUCAGCGGCUCCGAGGCAGUUGAUGUGCUGUCCUACAUCAUCAGGACCACCGAUCGAAAUUUGGCUUUACUGCUCGGUCGGUCUCUGGAUGCGCAAAAGUUCUUUCAUGAUGUCACCUAUGAGCAUCGACUGCGAGACUCACAAUCAGAAAUGUAUCAAUUCCGAGAAACUCUCAUGGACGAGCCCGAAGGAAAAAACCCCGUCGAUGGUGUAUUCGUAUUGCUUUCAGAGUGUUACUCUCCUACCUGCACGAGAGACCAACUCUGCUAUUCCAUUGCUUGCCCUAGAAGACUAGAGCAGGUUUCUAGACUGAACCUGAAGGUUAAUCCUGGUGGGCUGCGUAAGGAGGACUCGGCCAAUGUCAACGACGACGAAGUCGACCAAACUGAUGAGCAAAAGCUGUGGAUCAACUCCGUACCCAAGGAAGUUGCUGACGCGGUGAGCGAACGAGAAAAGAAGAGACAAGAGGUUAUAUCUGAGAUAUGUUACACUGAGCGAGAUUUCGUAAAGGAUCUCGAGUACCUCCGUGAUUUCUGGAUUAUUCCUCUGCGAUCAAAGGCCUCGCCCAUCCCCCUGCAACGCCGAGAGCGAGUUGUCAAGAAUAUUUUCAGCAACAUUAUCGAUCAUCCAAGCGUCCAUAAUGUCAGCUCGCGGUUUGCAAGCUCUCUGACCGCCCGACAGCAAAAAGAUCCCAUUGUGCAAAACAUUGGUGAUAUUUUCUUGGAAUUCGUGCCCCAAUUUGAACCCUUUAUUUGGUACGGCUCUAAACAGUUGGAAGCUAAGUUCGAGUUCGAAAAUGAGCGAUCAGUCAACCCUUUCUUCUCCAAGUUGGUUGACGAAAUCGAGCGGCGAAAAGAGUCACGAAAGCUGGAGCUAAACGGUUACCUUACCAAGCCAACCACACGUCUGGCUAGAUACCCUCUACUGCUGGAGAAUGUGUUGAAGUAUACGGAAGAUGGCAGCCCUGACAAGGAAGACAUUCCGAAAGUCCUCACCAUAAUCCGAGAUCUCCUUGGAAGAGUGAAUGCGGAGUCUGGUAAAGCCGAGAACCGUUUCAACCUACGAAGACUUCAGGAGCAGCUUCGAUUCCGACCCAACGAACGGGUCGAUUUGAAACUCACUGAAGAUGGUCGCGAACUUGUGUUCAAGAGCCAGUUUAAAAAGUCGCCUACUGACCCUGCCGAGUUGACUGCUUUCCUCUUUGACCAUGCUGUUUUGCUUGUUCGCAUAAAGCAGACCGGUAAGACGGAAGAAGUCAAGGCAUAUCGACGACCAAUUCCGCUAGAACUGCUUGCUAUUCGGGAGAUGGAAGAAGUCAUCCCGUCCGACGGCACCGUUAAACGCACAUCUUCUAGCAUAAUACCAGUCAUACGGGCCAACGCGUCUGAGACUAAAAAGGGAGACGGCUGGCCGAUUACCUUUAAGCAUCUUGGUAAAGCUGGAUAUGAGCUUACCGUCUAUGCCUCGAACCAGGCAGCACGGAAGAAGUGGCUCGAGUAUAUUGAUGCCGCACAGCAGCGCCUCCGGGCUCGUGCGGACUUCUUCACCACCAACAUCAUCUCAAGCAACUUCUUUGUUGGAACGAACCAGGUCAACUACGGUGGUCGCAAACUUCUUUACGGCACCGAUAACGGCGUCUACAUCUCGGAUCGCAAGAACAAAGAUGCAGUGCCCCGACGGAUUCUUGAAACAGCCAGUGUUACCCAGAUUGAUAUCCUCGAAGAGUAUCAACUUCUUCUCGUACUCUCUAACAAGACACUACAAUCGUAUUCACUGUCUGCCCUGACGUCCGAUGACCCUGCUCUGGCCAAGAGACCUAAGAAGAUUCAGAACCACUGUAGCUUCUUCAAGACUGGCAUCUGCAUGGGACGGCAUCUCGUCUGCUGCGUCAAGUCCUCAACACUAUCCACCACGAUCAAGGUGUUUGAGCCUAAUGACGCCAUGACGAAGGGCAAGAAGCAGAAGGGUCUCGGAAAGCUCAUGGGUGGUGGCUUUGAUGAGCUGAGGCCAUUCAAGGAGUUCUAUAUCCCAACAGAAUCGUCGUCGGUUCAUUUCCUCAAGUCAAAGCUUUGCGUGGCCUGUGCCAGGGGCUUUGAAGUUGUCUCUCUGGAGACUCUGGAGACACAGUCGCUCCUUGAUCAAGCGGAUACCUCAUUGGAUUUCGUGGCUCGCAAGGAAGGAGCUAAGCCUAUUCACAUCGAACGCCUCAAUGGAGAAUUCCUGCUUAAUUAUUCCGAGUUCUCCUUUUUCGUCAACCGAAAUGGAUGGAGGGCUCGACCGGAAUGGCGAAUUGACUGGGAAGGCUCUCCUCAGAGCUUUGCGCUCAGCUAUCCUUGGAUUCUUGCGUUUGAGCCCAACUUUAUUGAGCUGCGCAACAUUGAGAAUGGCGCUGUACACAUUGUACCACACAAGAAUAUUAGGAUGCUCCAUAGCAGCACUCACGAGAUUUUAUUCGCCUAUGAAGAUGAACGGGGAGAGGAUGUAGUGGAAUCUAUCGAUUUUUGGCAGAGCAACAGACGAUCAGACGUCUUUGGUGCCCUGCCGCCAUCACAACCUGCCCACCCGCGAUAGUGGUCGCGUUUGUUCUACGACAUAUUAGAACCCUUAAUUUCCAGGAAAUCCUUCUUGUAUCCCAUGAAAGCGCAAAGAUAUUGUGGCUCAUCGCUGAGAGCAAUAUGUUUGAGUGGACAGUUGUUUUCAACCUAUUUCCUUAUUUUUUUCUCUCUCCCCGAUUACAUACACCGUAUAAAGCGCUGCGACUCUAGCUGGGUUGGGACAGGGGUAACCUCUUUACAUAGGCGCAGAAGAAUCAAGAGACAUCCUUUCAAUCACCGAUAAGCGUCUCGCAGAGGCUUGUCUCAUAUAAUUCUGCGGUUCAUUUUCUACUUUCCCUUGAAUGUUUUGGGUUCCCCUUUCAGUUUGUAAGUGGGCGACGGAGGAAGGCUGGUGAGUGAGUGAGUGAGUGAGCUUGCUCAGGGUUGUUUUGAGAGCGCGAGGCGAAGCUGUGGUAUUGAAGUGGAGGAAAGACAUGUACUUAAGUCAUGGACAAGGAAUUUUUGCAGCUUUUGGAGGAUACGUCUGGAGCUUUGAGAGAGAGCCGUAGCGGCAGAUAGGUUUUGAAGCGGAGGCUUUAUAAUUGGAGGCGGAUUGAUUC